UGAAAACACAAGUUUUGUUUGCUACAAUGUUACAGAGCAAAACAAGAAAAACUACAUGUACAUCUCUACUACAAAGACAUGGCCCUCUGCUCGAGAAUACUGCAUAAAACUAAGCAUGGACUUGGCAGUGAUCGAAAACAGUGAGGAGAAUGCUGAGGUCAGUUCAUUAAAACCAAACAGUACUGACAUUUGGAUCGGUCUGUACAGAGUGCCAUGGACCUGGUCUGACAAGAGUCAGAGCUCCUUUAAAAACUGGCGAAGUUCCAGCCCAAAUAACCCUCCGGGUAAUCAGCAUUGUGUGGUCGAGAAUAACCUCCACGUGUGGGAUGACGACGUAUGUACAAUAAAAUAUGUUUUCAUUUGUCAUCAAGUUGCAAAGUUGAGAACAACAGUGAAGAUGAAGUUUGUGACUGAUGUUAACUUAAGCGACUCUGCAACUAAUGCCCAGAUCCUCCAGCAGCUAAGAACCAAUCUAACAAGUCAAGGAUGGACUGAUUUCAAACUGCAAUGGAAGAUUCAACCCAAAAAACAAGAGAAUGAGGAGAACAGUGAAACUUAGACUUGGUGUGCUUUGGAUCAUUGCUCAGCUUUAUAACCCAAGUGUGCUAAAGAUUCAGGGCAGAAAUUGAUGAGCAGACAUUCUCCUGAAGGAUUUUCUAAUGUUUUAGAAAAAAAUUAUUGUUAUUUUUUUUUUUUUUUAUGUUAAACUAUGACAAGUUACCCGGUUACCAAA
Messenger RNA from Oreochromis niloticus (Nile tilapia), 733 nucleotides. Its product is annotated as ladderlectin-like. The record is from RefSeq and is a predicted model, not a curated record. The transcript has 4 exons. Lineage: Eukaryota; Metazoa; Chordata; Actinopteri; Cichliformes; Cichlidae. Bases 56 to 559 code for a protein of 167 amino acids.